Messenger RNA from Lagenorhynchus albirostris (white-beaked dolphin), 4844 nucleotides. It is a transcript of the gene IRF5, whose product is annotated as interferon regulatory factor 5. Gene Ontology annotation, molecular function: RNA polymerase II cis-regulatory region sequence-specific DNA binding; DNA-binding transcription factor activity, RNA polymerase II-specific; protein binding. The record is from RefSeq and is a predicted model, not a curated record. Gene Ontology annotation, cellular component: nucleus. Bases 2725 to 4209 code for a protein of 494 amino acids. NCBI's taxonomy places the organism in Eukaryota, Metazoa, Chordata, Mammalia, Artiodactyla, Delphinidae. Gene Ontology annotation, biological process: regulation of transcription by RNA polymerase II; immune system process. The transcript is spliced from 9 exons.
UCCUGAUUAGCGUGGGGUGCCCCGCACCAGCAGCCUUCGUCCCGAAGGCGCCCGGGGAGCCCGGAGGCGCGGGCAGCGGAGUAGGCACUGCUGCCAGGGGCGCCAGCUCUGCUGCUUCUCUCCCUUCGUCUCGCCACCGCCAAGGAUGGGCAGCGCCUGGGCUCCCGGCUUGGGCCAUGGGAGGGGCAAGCCCCGAUUCCCCCUUUCUGUGCACUCCAAUCCCUCUUCCCCUGGCACCUCUCAUCCUUUCGAGUAAGAGAAUGAGGUUUAAAAAGGUUCAUCCUCCCUGGAUCUUAAGGCCAAUGUCAAGAAUUCGGGCAGAGAGUGUGUAGUAAGAUGGUGUCAGGCAGAGGCGCCGGCCGUCCUUCGACUCGUGCCCGAGAAAAGAAGGCGCUGACCCUCCUCUAACAGAGAGGAACCACGGGCGUGAUACUUCUUAGACUAGUUCCCCCGAACUUAGAAACGAAACAGUUAAGAGUCUAAAAGUGGAAGGAAAGUGAGACCAGCGUGACCGUGAUGCGGGAUAGGAGAUGGUGAACACCUGCGCCGGGGUUGUCUCCGCGACCCCAGAGCCGCCGGAUCCGGCACUCGGGAUCAGGGGCGAGGGGGACUUUCCCGCCCACGCCGCCACCCUGGGCACAUCAGAGCGGGGACGACGGCGGGGGCGCCACCAGCCGGAGAAGCGGUCCGAGAGGCAGACCCUAAGCCAGCGCCCCGGGCGGGGUAGGGGGGUGGUGGUUCUGUGGGCUGGCCCAGGAGGCGCGGGCAAGCCACCCGGGGAGCAGCACCUGCGGGGGCGGUCCAGAGGGCAGGGCCGGGCCUGGGUUCCACGAGCGCCCAGAGCUGGGACGAGUGACCAGGACCAGUAAGGACGAGGGCGGGGCCGAUGCAGGAAGCUAGAGCCCCUCGGGAGGGGCAGCUGGGCCAGAGCAGAGCUAUCGGGCUAGGGCGCUGGGGCUUCCAGCAAGUCAAGAGAAGCCAUGGGAAACCACCCUUUUUUACCUAAAGGCCCCAUCUUGGGGUUUUCCCCCUGCGCCUUGGUCUUACCCCACCGUGCGCCCCAAAUGAAGCCGAGAGAAGCUUCCUUCACCGCAUCAGCUGCCCCAGAGCCUCAGCUAUUCUCAGGGUGUGGUCAACUCACCAUGAGAGGGCGCGGCUUAAGGUCUUGCCGGGGCAGGGAACCCCUUGCCUUCUCCAGGAGCUUGGUGUGGAGUUUGUGGGGAGACGUCUGAAUCAGAUAAACUCAGGAGGUGCAAGGGCUUUCUGAUCUGCCCACUGUUGGGGGCUGCAGAGCUUCCUCCCCUAGGGGGUCCCUGGUGCCCACAAUGUUCCAGGCUCCUCUGGUGGCUGGCUCCUGGGACUUCAGGAGAUGUGGGGCCUCGCCCCCUCAGGAGGAGCUCCUGGGCUGCCCCUUCACCUCUGGGGGCUUCCUCGGGUCCUCAGCAGGCCACACCUCCUUUGAUGUUCCCAUGGAAGCUGAUGCAUGCACUUCCGCCUUUCCCCUCUUCCGGUGCUCAAAUCCACAAGGCUAGGUCUGAGGGCUGCAGACCGGCUCAGCUGUCAAGGAUCAGGGCAGACCCCCUGACUAGCCUGCCCUCUGAUGGAAAAUCAAGUCCUCUUCCCAGCAGCAGGUAGGGGGUGUAGGAUGGAAUUUCUCAGGGCUGUGCUAUAGCUUCUGGGACACCCUGGGAAUCUGGGUGGCUGCUUCUAUGUGGAGGGAAAGUAGGGAUGGAGCACAAAGGCACCGAAAUUCGGAACUCCUGGCAUUGGGAUAGUCUGAAUCAGAUCUAAGCCUGUCUCCCUAUGGGAGGAAGCCACCUUGGGGAGCUGAUGCUGAGCCUGGUCCUGGUGCACCUGGAGGCAGGCAAACCCCCUGUGGCUGAAGACCCUUCUGUGGCAUGCUGGACAGACCCUCUCUUGGCCCUGGUCAGACUUGUCAUGGGAGGCUCUCUCCACAGCCCCUCCCUGUACUGCUUGAAGGGGUUGCACCUUACUGUCAAGAGGUCAGUGUUAUAAUUUCAACAUCUUUGUGUUGAAAAGCAGUGUUGUUCCAGGCCAGGCAGUGUUCCUCGCCCUGAUUUCCUCCUUGCCCUGGGCAGAGGACUCGACCUUUCUGGCCUCCCAGCUGCACCACCACCUAUGGCACAGCUGCGGGCUGACCAUGUGUGUGGGUCAUCAGGAAAGCUUCCCUUGUCCUCUGUGUCAACAGAGCUUUCCUCUGUCUACCUUCUCUUAGCCAGAAUGGCCUGCUACUGGUGACUGCCACCCUUCUAUUCUAGGACCCUGGCCUUUGGGAGGGUGGGGAUGCUACAAAUACAUAUUGGGUGAAGCUCUCCAGUGCUGUGAACCACACAAUGUACAAUGACUGCCAGUGGGCUUGGGGGUUGGGGGAUGGGCUACAAGGUGAGAGAUUGAGAAUUUGGUCUGGGGGACCCAAAUGUGAUUCUCUCCGCAUCCCUUCCCUCCCCCAGCUCACAGUGAGUCAGGUUUCCGAGUUGUCCGGUCUGGCCACUUUCAUUUCCCUUGGGGCUGGGUGGAGGCUAGUGCAGAAAAGGGAACCGAGCCACCCAUCUUCUGAAGCCUGGGGGCAGGGCUGGACGCUCUCCUGCCUUCCCUGUCCCGGCCCAGCGCUGGGCACUGCUCUGAGGAGAGGCCUGCAGCUGAGACCCCUUAGCGACGUCGAGGUGGCACUUAGCUGCCACAACCCAACAAGACGCCUUUGCCAUGAACCAGCCUGCCCCCGCUGCCCUUCCUCCGCCCCGCCGCGUACGGCUGAAGCCCUGGCUGGUGGCCCAGGUGAACAGCUGCCAGUACCCGGGGCUUCAGUGGGUCAAUGGGGAAAAGAAAUGCUUCUAUAUCCCCUGGCGCCAUGCCACGCGGCACGGCCCCAGCCAGGAUGGAGAUAACACCAUCUUCAAGGCCUGGGCCAAGGAGACAGGAAAGUACACCGAGGGGGUGGACGAGGCCGAUCCGGCCAAGUGGAAGGCCAACCUGCGCUGUGCCCUUAACAAGAGCCGUGACUUUCGCCUCAUCUAUGAUGGGCCCCGGGACAUGCCGCCUCAGCCCUACAAGAUCUAUGAGGUCUGCUCCAAUGGCCCCACUCCUGCAGAGUCACAGCCCAGUGAGGAUUACACUCUCGGUACAGGAGAGGAGGAGGAGGAGGAAGAGGAAGAGCUCCAGAGGAUGUUACCAAGCCUGAGCCUCACAGAAGCAGUGCAGCCCGGUCCCCCCAUGGCACCCUAUUCUUUAUCCAAAGAGGAUGUCAAGUGGCCAUCCAUUCUCCAGCCGCCUGUGGUGCUGGGUCCCCCUGCCCCUGGCAACCCUGCUGACUAUGGGGAGCUGCUUUCUGAGGUCCUGCCAAACCCACAGCCUGGGACCCUGGCUGCCAGCCUGCCCCCCACAGGCGAACAACUCCUGCCCGACCUGCUGAUCAGCCCUCACAUGCUGCCUCUGACCGACCUGGAGAUCAAGUUCCAGUACCGGGGGAGGCCACCCCGGGCCCUCACCAUCAGCAACCCCCAUGGCUGCCGGCUCUUCUACAGCCAGCUGGAGGCCACCCAGGAGCAGGUGGAGCUCUUUGGCCCUGUGAGUCUAGAACAAGUGCGCUUCCCCAGCCCCGAGGACAUCCCCAGCGACAAGCAGCGCUUUUAUACCAACCAGCUGCUGGAUGUCCUGGACCGCGGGCUCAUCCUCCAGCUACAAGGCCAGGAUCUGUAUGCCAUCCGCCUGUGCCAGUGCAAGGUGUUCUGGAGCGGGCCCUGCGCCUCAGCCCAUGGCUCACACCCCAACCCCAUCCAGCGGGAGGUCAAGACCAAGCUCUUCAGCCUGGAGCAUUUUCUCAAUGAGCUCAUCCUGUUCCAGAAGGGCCAGACCAACACCCCACCACCGUUUGAGAUCUUCUUCUGCUUUGGGGAGGAGUGGCCUGAUCGCAAACCCCGAGAGAAGAAGCUCAUCACUGUACAGGUGGUGCCUGUAGCAGCUCGGCUGCUGCUGGAGAUGUUCUCAGGGGAGCUUUCUUGGUCGGCUGAUAGCAUCCGGCUACAGAUCUCAAACCCAGACCUCAAAGACCGCAUGGUAGAACAGUUCAAGGAGCUCCAUCACAUCUGGCAGUCCCAGCAGCAGCUGCAGCCUGUGGCCCAAGCCCCUCCUGUGGCAGGCCUCAGUGCUGGCCAGGGGCCCUGGCCCAUGCACCCAGUCGGCAUGCAGUAAUGCGGCUGCAGACAGUGAGUGGCCCAGGCUUCCAGGGUGGCUGUGCAGACUGAUGUGGAGGUGCGAUGGCCUCAGUGGGCACCUGGUGGGCAGCAGGGUCCUAUCUCUGGGUUCUCUGGAAGUGGAUCUGGGUCACGAAGAAGAGGGAAAAGAGGCCCGAGUUCCAGGUUCUCCUUAGAAGCUGACGGAAACUGGAAGCCAAUUUUGCUUUGAGGACUCUGUCUUCCUGGAUAUGCCUCUCCUGGGCUGGGUGGGGGAACUGGGGGAACUGAGCCAUCGGCACCAGUGAGGAGGGAAAGAACUCCUCCUGGCUCCAGGGGGCCUAGUUGUACAGAGGGAGUUGCCCCAGAGUGACCCAUACUUGUGGUUGCCCCCAUUUCUUCUGGCAAAAAGAGCCAAGUGCUGUGGCUCAGGUCUCCCUGGCAGGUCCUCUGCAGGGCAUGGAGCGGAUAUUGGGGUUCCCUAGCUUGAGCCCCACUUCCUCAUCUUUCUUCCUCCAGAGACAGAGAUGAGCACUUACGUAUUACACCAGAUACUUAAGGCUGGCAGCUACCUCCCUUCAGAGUCUAAGAUCCUGGGGUAGAAAGUGGAAUUUUACGUAUUUUUGGAUUAAUAAAUAUUAAAAAAGAGACUCA